Messenger RNA from Alternaria viburni, 705 nucleotides. RefSeq lists its product as uncharacterized. The transcript is spliced from 2 exons. The record is from RefSeq and is a predicted model, not a curated record. NCBI's taxonomy places the organism in Eukaryota, Fungi, Ascomycota, Dothideomycetes, Pleosporales, Pleosporaceae. The coding region runs from base 1 to 705 and encodes 234 amino acids.
AUGGCAACACCAAACCGCGCCCGCGGCCGCAGCUUCCAACGCGUCGACCGCGCCCAAAGCAUCCUCUCAGACUCCCAAGCUUCAUUCCACACACCGCGUCCCACGCCCCCACCGCCACCCACGCGAAGCGGGCGCGGCGUACGCGCCAACAGCACCGUCAGCGAUGCGCCCUCCUUGCUCGAACAAGACACGCCUGGAAAGUCCGCGCGGAAAGAAGCAGCAGCCGCGAAAUUAUCCUUACACUACCACUUCGCGCCCUCCAUCCCGAAUCCGUUUGCAGGCACGCUGGAGGCGGGUUUGGAUGCGAUACAAGUCUGGAGCCGUAUUCACAGUAAUCUUGGAACGAAGGGACUGCAUCCGCUCAUUGAUACUUUACUCCGGCCUGUGGAUAACAAGACGGACUGGCCUGCUCUGUUCAGCUUGCUUGAAGACCGCCCAGCUGGUCGUUUCCGGUAUCUGUGCGAGGAGGCACUUUUCCUGGUCACGCGGACGUUGCUGCCGGAGGGGAUUGUGCAGAAUAGGGCGCUUAUGGCUAGGCUUUAUGAUCGGAAGAAACAGCUUGCAAUGCGGUUGGUGCUGCGGUAUGAUAUGUUGAGGGAGUGGAAGAUGGAGCAUGGGGCGACGGGUCGCGAGAUGCCUGUUGCGGUUGCGUCGGUGCCGCCGACGGGGGUGGCGGCGCCUGAUCCGGUACCCGUUCCCGCAUAG